This is a messenger RNA of Impatiens glandulifera, 3579 nucleotides long. Its product is annotated as pentatricopeptide repeat-containing protein At2g26790, mitochondrial-like. Gene Ontology annotation, molecular function: protein binding. The transcript has 7 exons. The record is from RefSeq and is a predicted model, not a curated record. NCBI's taxonomy places the organism in Eukaryota, Viridiplantae, Streptophyta, Magnoliopsida, Ericales, Balsaminaceae. The coding region runs from base 235 to 2679 and encodes 814 amino acids.
UUAAAGGUGGAGUCUUCACGACAAAGUGCAGACAUUCAAAUGGUUUAAGAAUGAAUCAUAAGCCCUCUUACAAAUUACCUCUUUUCACCAUGAAACAAGAAGACCCAUUGUUUGGUUCUUGCUGUUGAAUCUUCUUUCUUCUUCUUCUUCUUCAGUCUUGUAAUAGUUUUUUCUUAUGUGUUAUAUUGGGAUAGGGCUAGGGCAACCCAAUCCUCUGGAAGGCUUUUCUCUCAGAUGGCUGUGACUCUAUCUACUGCUACAAGGCUAGCUUCUUGUAGUGGAAAAUUGUUCAAACAAAGUCGUUUCCUUGCAUUGAAGUCAGUUUCUGGCAUUGCCCAGCUAAACCCCUGGCCUUCAGACUCAGGUACCGAUGAAGAGCACACAAUAAACCCACCCUACAAUGUUGUUCAAUUAGAAAACAAGAUUUCAGAAUUAGAUUCAAAAAGCGUUGUUGAGAUAUUAAAAAGCUUGAAUAAUGAGCCGAGGCUUGCAAUUUCAUUAUUUUCCCAGCUAAAGGAACAAGGUUUUAGGCAGAAUGUCAGCACUUACAUGGAAAUUAUAAAGAUUUUUUGUAAAUGGGAUAUGGAAAGGAGAUUAGAUUCUAUACUAGUUGAGGUUAUUAAGAAUCAAGGGGAGGAGCAUCUGGGUUUUACAGUUUCCGAUUUGCUCGAUGCUAUUAUGGUGGAGAUUGAGACAAAAGGUGAAAGUUCUUUGGUCCGUGCCUUUGAUGUGGUUAUUAAGUCUUAUGUUGGUAUCGGCAUGUUUGAUGAAGCUAUCGAUACUUUAUUCAAAACCAAAAGACGUGGUUUCAUGCCACACGUUUUCUCAUGCAACUUCCUUAUGAAUCGUUUGGUUGAAUGUGGAAAAUGUGAAUCUGCGGUGGCAAUUUACUGUCAGCUUAAGAGAUUGGGACUAAUUGCCAAUGUGUACACUUUCAAUAUUAUGAUCAAGGCCCUUUGUAGAAAAGGCAGCCUUGUUGAGGCUCUUGACAUUUUCCAAGAGAUGGAAGAAGCCAGAGUAGCUCCAAACAUGUAUACUUAUUCCACAUAUAUCGAGGGCCUUUCGCUACAUGGGAAAUCAGAUUUUGGCUACGAGUUGCUUAGAAAAUGGAGAGGAAACAAUGUUAUAAUCAAUGAAUUUUCUUAUGCCACCAUAAUCCGCGGCUUCGUUAAUGAGAUGAAGCUUUAUGAAGCAGAAAGUGUCCUUCUUGAAAUGGUGGAACAUGGAAUGGUCCCUGAUGCUUAUUGUUAUGGAGCCUUAAUUCAAGGACACUGCAAGACUGGUAAUAUAGACAAAGCUUUGUCCCUUCAUGAUGAAAUGGCUUCCAAUGGUAUUCAAACAAAUCACGUGGUCAUAAGCUUUAUACUCCAGUGCUUAUGCCAGAUGGGCCUAGCUUCUAAAUCAGUGGAGCAAUUCAAGAAAUUUAACGAAUUAGGGAUAUACCUUGAUGCAAAAUCACGUAAUAUCAUAGUCGAUUCUUACUGUAAAUUGGGAAAGUUUGAAGAUGCGCUAAUGGAGCUAGAUGAUAUGAAAAACAAGAAAAUGGUUUUGGACAGUAAACACUAUACAACACUGAUUAAUGGAUAUUGUUUGCAUGGGAAACUUGAUGCUGCACUGAAUGUAUUUGAGGAAAUGAAGGAUAAAGGAUUUGAACCUGAUAUAGUUACAUAUAACAUAUUAGCAGGCGGUUUCUCUAGAUGUGGUCUAGUGGAGAAAACAAGAAACCUCUUAUACUAUAUGGAAGACCAAGGAGUGAAACCCAACACUGUUACCUACAAUAUGAUUAUUGAAGGGCUGUGCAAAGGAGGAAAGGUGAAAGAAGCUGAAAAGUUUGUAAUUGGUUUGGAUGACAACCCUGUUAAUAACUACUCUGCCUUGGUCAAUGGAUACUGUGAGGCAAAUGAAAUGAGAAAGGCGUAUGAUCUUUUUAUAAGGUUGUUCAAACGAGGAAUACUUGUUAAGAAGAGGAGUCGCGUUAGACUUCUCAGUGAUCUUUGUAUGGAAGGUGAAACUGAUAAAGCACUGGAGAUGUUUGAGAAAUUGUUGUCUUUAGAUGAUGGUCCUUGUGAGAUAAUGUAUCACAAACUGAUAGCUACUUUCUCUAGGUCUGGUCAAAUGAAAAAUGCCCAAAGGGUUUUUGAUGCCAUGCUUAGUAAUGGGUUAGCUCCUGACAUCAUUACCUACACAAUUAUGAUUCAUGGAUACUGUAAGGUGUAUUGUUUGAAGGAAGCGUUUGAUCUCUUCAAUGAUAUGGAGAAAAAUGGUAUUAAACCUGAUAUUAUAUCUUAUACAGUAUUGCUUGAUGGAAUCGGCAAGACUAAGACUACUAAGAAAAUGUUAACUACCCCUCCAGAUGCAGGAAUAUGUAGUUUAGGUAUUCUAAAGGAAAUAGAGAAGGAGAAAAUGAAACUAGAUGUUGUUUGUUAUACUGUAUUGAUUAACAAUAAGUGUAAAAUGGACAAUCUUCGGGAUGCUAUUUCCUUAUUUGAUGAUAUGAUUGAGAGAGGUCUGGAACCAGAUACUGUUACAUAUACAGCACUUUUGUGUGGAUAUUGUAGGGCGGGAGAUGUCAAGAAAGCUGAAACCCUUGUUGAUAAGAUGAUAGAUGGCAGCAUUCUGGAUGUUAAUGCGAUGUCGAUGAUUUAUGGUGUACUGAAGGCAAAAAAAUUGCAGUUUUGACCAUAAGAACUCUGGUUACUGGCCUGCCAAACAAACUGCAAAUUUGUUCCCUCAUAUUUUCAUGUAUGAAGUAAAUGACUUUUCUUCAGCAUUACUUCUUCAGCAGACUUUCUCACUAAGAACGUCCUCAAUAGAAGGGAAACAUCAUGGCUGUGAGGGGUUCUGAAACGGAGCCUGGAACUUUAGAACACUUAGUCUGGAGCAUAUAUAGAACUGCGGGAAACAGAAGCAGAUAUCCAUUCUGUAUCUGAGAUUUCAUUGUACAUUUGCAACAUGACCACCGCAGAUUCUUGAGGGUUGUGCUAGCCCUUUGUCGUUGAAUCACAUCGAUUUUUAUGCUUGGGGAAGAAAAGUUUCUAUCAGUCAGUCAUUGCAUAUGUGAACUGUGAUGAAAGGAUUGCAGAUUUUGAGGCACAUCAGCUUGUCCUUUGCCUUGAUCAAAAUUUUAAGUGCAGUUCAAAUCUCCCACUAUACUAUCAAAUAACUCAAAGGAAGGAGAAUGUUCAUUUCAUCAAUUCGAAUGACGAUUUAAUUCAUCAAUUCGAAUGACGAUUUAAUUCAUCAAUUCGAAUGACGAUUUAAGUCAUUUGAAAGACUUCAGGACCUCCUUUUAUGGCUAGAUUUAUUCCCAGAAAGGAAGGCUGUAGCUGAACAUUGGAAGAGAUUUCAGUUCAUCAAAUGAUGGAAGGAUGAUUGUUGAUCAUUGGUUUUGUCAACGAGAUAUUCUAACUUGUUAUUAUGAAAUUUAUUUGGUGGUUGCUUUUUGGACCUUUUCACUCUUCUUGGUUUUAUUGUCAUUAUUGAAUGUAAUAGUAAAUAAUGGAUGAUAAUUUUUUGGACUUCAUGUCCAAUCAUUCUACAUUUUGUAGAAAUUUGUGUGAAAGUGGCUGUUUUUGACUA